Messenger RNA from Morone saxatilis (striped sea-bass), 3782 nucleotides. RefSeq names its product DnaJ (Hsp40) homolog, subfamily C, member 6 (gene dnajc6). Gene Ontology annotation, cellular component: cytoplasm; intracellular membrane-bounded organelle; postsynaptic density. The record is from RefSeq and is a predicted model, not a curated record. Gene Ontology annotation, molecular function: protein tyrosine phosphatase activity; clathrin binding. Gene Ontology annotation, biological process: synaptic vesicle uncoating; protein dephosphorylation; clathrin-dependent endocytosis. Lineage: Eukaryota; Metazoa; Chordata; Actinopteri; Moronidae. Bases 405 to 3095 code for a protein of 896 amino acids. The transcript has 19 exons.
CGCCAUCGCGGGACCUCGUUUGUUGCUCAUGUGCCAAAAUGUGAUUUUAUUAUGCCGUGGCCUGGUGGUGCUGCCUCAGUUAAAAAAAAAUACCGACGGGAAAUUCUUGCACGACAGCGUGUGUCACAGGACGUUUAACGCUUUGACCUUUGACUGGCAGCGAAUGACAAAUCAAAGGUCGGUAUCGUGAGCGGAGCCGGGGUUCAAAGCGCAUCUCCACCUCGGCACAAGACGGCGCUCCCCGGGAGAAAUGGUAGAAACCGAUCUGACAGUUGGUCGAUAGCGGCGGAGAUAGCUUCAGUAUCGGGAGAGGGAGCAGCAGCGGCAGCACCACACUCGCAGGCUCCAUAGCGGCCACCCUUGGACCGAAGGCAGGCCCGCUCCGAGAGGAGGACUGCAGCACCAUGGACAGCUCAGAAAUGGAUGCCAGUUAUGGCGGAGGACUGUUGGAUAUGGUGAAGGGAGGAGCCGGGAAGUUCUUCAGCAACUUUAAGGACAACUUGAAGGACACACUGAAAGACACCUCCACCAAGGUCAUGCAUCAGGUUGCCACGUACACUAAAGGGGAGCUGGACAUUGCCUACAUCACAUCAAGGAUCAUAGUGAUGACCUACCCGGCGGAGUCAGUCCAAAUUGGCUACCAGAACCAUGUAGAGGACAUUCGCUCCUUCCUCGACAGUCGCCAUGCUGACCACUACACUGUCUUUAAUCUAUCACAGCGCAACUACCGCGGCGCCAAAUUCUCCAACAGGGUUUCAGAGUGCAAUUGGCCUUCUCGCCAGGCUCCCAGCCUUCACAACUUGUUCGCUGUGUGUAAGAACAUGCACAACUGGCUCAAACAGAAUCCCAAGAAUGUGUGUGUCAUCACCUGCUCGGAUGGUCGUGGUCCCUCGGGUGUUUUGGUUUGUGCCAUGUUCUGCUUCUGCCACCUCUUCAACAACCCGGUUCCUGCCAUGCAGCUGCUCAGCGCCAAGAGACCAGGUUCUGGCCUCUGGCCGUCACACCGCAGGUACAUAGGCUAUGUGUGUAGCAUGGUAUCAGAGAAGCCCAGUCUACCCCACUCCAAGCCCAUGGUGAUCAAAGCCCUCACCAUGACUCCGGUCCCGUGCUUCAACAAGCAGCGUAGUGGCUGCCGGCCCUUCUGCGACGUCCUCCUCGGAGAGACAAAGAUCUUCACCACUGCACAGGAGUACGAGAGGAUGAGAGAGCACAGAGUCCAAGAGGGUAAGGUAGUUUUCCCUCUGGGUGUGAGUGUGCAAGGAGACGUCGUCGUUUCAAUCUACCACAUGAGGUCAACCAUUGGAGGACGUCUGCAAGCUAAGGUGUCCAACACCCAGAUCUUCCAGAUCCAGUUCCACACUGGCUUCAUUGCUCCUGGUACCACCAUGUUAAAGUUUAACAAACCAGAGCUGGAUGCAUGUGACUCUCCCGAGAAGUAUCCCCAGCUUUUCCAUGUGAUACUGGAUGUGGAGGUGGAGGAGGUGGACAAGCAAAAAGACCUGACGCCGCCGUGGGAGCAGUUUCCCUGUAAAGACCUUUGCCCCAACGUGCUCUUCUCCUGUCACCAGGAGCACCAGGACGCACUGGCUAUUGCUGAGCCAAGCCGGCCCCACGGAGGUCCGGAAGGUCGGGGCCACGGCGAGGAGAGCGAGCCCUCGGAUGAUGAGAUGCUGUCUCUCUCCAGCCAGCGAAGCAACGCCAGCAUUGCCCCCCAGAGACCCGACCCCCCUGCUCCAAUGCCUGCUGCCGCUGCACCCACUGAGGAAGUGGAUCUUCUUGGCCUCGAUGGGGAGGGGAUCAACCGGACGUGUCCUUCAUCUCAGCCCCCGUCUACUGCAGCCGCAACCACUGACCUCCUGGGGGACUUGUUUGGGGGGCCACCCCAGCCAACCAGUGGGGCGUCAUCUGCCCAGUCCACACCACAUAAAGUAGUCCCAAACACUGCCUCGCCAUGCCCCUCUCCUGCGCCACCAGCGUUUGAUCCCUUCGGGACGGGUCCCAUGCCCAAGCCUCAGGACAUGAUGGGUUCAUUUCUUGGACCAGGUAAUGUGGGGCAGCCAGACCCAUUCUUGCAUGCUGCUCGCUCUCCAUCACCCACCCUGCAGCCUACAAGCUUGGGCCGGAGUUCCCCUGUCCCACCCACCACCCCAACCGUCAACAUUCAGCAGCAAAAUGCCAUGGGAGGAUGGGACUGGAACAGGCCAGCCACCGCAAGCACAGCAGGCUUUAGUAUGGGCAGUCGGUCAGCCACUACAAGCCCCACAGGGUCGGUCCACAGCACUCCUACCCACCAAACCAAGCCAAACACCCUGGAUCCAUUCGCUGACAUAGGCAACCUCGGGGGGAGCCUUGGAGGUUCUGGCUUCUCCAGCAAACCCACCACUCCAACUGGUACCGCCCCUUCCAUCCCUCCCAUGGGCUCCCCGUCGCGACCUCCUCCAUCUCCCCAGCACGCAGGAGCUGGCUUCCCCUCGUGGCAGCCAGGUGCUGGAAGCGGUGGAGGGUGGCAACCCCAAGGACAGGGCCCUGCCCCGCAGCCAAAGCCCAGCCCCAGCCACACCCCCAUGCCUCACACAUCACCCCAGAACCGACCCAACUACAAUGUCAGCUUCUCUGCAAUGGGAGGGGGCUCGCCCAGCGCAGGAAACAAAGCACAGGCUGGCAUGGGUACUAAGCCCAGGGUCUUGGAUGCUAACUUUGAUGACCUGCUGUCUGGUCAGGGCUUUGCAGGGACCAAAGAGAAGAAAGGGCCCAGGACUAUAGCAGAAAUGAGGAAGGAGGAGAUGGCCAAAGAGAUGGACCCUGAGAAAAUAAAGAUUCUGGACUGGAUUGAGGGGAAGGAGCGUAACAUCCGUGCUCUGCUGUCCACCAUGCAUACUGUGCUGUGGGAGGGAGAGACGCGCUGGAAGCCUGUGGGCAUGGCUGACCUGGUUACUCCCGAACAGGUCAAGAAGGUCUACCGCAAAGCUGUCCUGGUCGUCCACCCAGAUAAGGCGACAGGACAGCCCUAUGAACAAUAUGCCAAGAUGAUUUUCAUGGAACUAAAUGACGCCUGGUCAGAAUUUGAUAGCCAAGGACAAAAACCCCUCUACUGAAUAAAUAGUGAGAGAAAGUGAGCAAGGAGAGGAUGUCCCUGCUGUCAUCUAACCCUAAAAAUGUGUCACCACCUCUGGUCAACAUACUACAGCUGCACCCUACAACAUCUGCCUUUAUACCUGUGCUUUGACCCGCACUUCUCUUCUCACCACACACACAGAACACAGAACAUCCAGUUGAUCUGCAAAGACGGCAAAAGACUACCGAACUCCAGUGACCAGACUAACAACUGAACUAAUGACUCCCUGUAGCUCAAAUGUACCUACCUACUGUAUGUAUGUGGUGCAACAUUUUCCGUACUUGUUGAGUGUCCUUAGCUCUGAACCAACCCACCAAUCAAAGCAGAUGUCACCGGGAUGUCUAGAAAAACAGAGAAACUCUUGAUUCAGAGGAGUCAGAACAAAAGACAGGGAGAGACGAUGGACACACAAGAUAAGAGAAAACACAUCAGGGAGUAAACUGAACUGGACUGGUCUAAAUAAGGUAUUCAGAGCGCCAGAUUGUCUGUAAGGCACAAAAAGCAUUUAACAGCAAUCAAGCAAUUUACCCAAAAAACACAUUCUAUUGGGAAAUGUUUUGCUUUGUACUGAUAAUUGGAUGCAUGAUCAGUUCUGUCAUAUCAGAGCAACAGUUUUUCAUACAAUCAAACGUUACUAGAAAGACAAAAAAGAACAGCAGCAUCCAGU